Messenger RNA from Anopheles merus, 1306 nucleotides. RefSeq names its product UPF0193 protein EVG1 homolog. Bases 429 to 1052 code for a protein of 207 amino acids. The record is from RefSeq and is a predicted model, not a curated record. The transcript has 3 exons. Lineage: Eukaryota; Metazoa; Arthropoda; Insecta; Diptera; Culicidae.
CUGUUGCCAUGGGAGACGUUUGCAUUUAUCGCCGGUUUUCUGAAAGCCAUCAUCGGCUAGCCAUAAAUUGUUAUUGCCUCCACAGUGUGUGUAGAGCCUUCAACCAACGGUCCGAACCCGAAUUGCGUGCAGUACUUUGUAUGGAGGGGAGGUUUUGUUCCCCAUCAACUACCUCCAUACACGUACCCAUAGCACAAUUACUGUGUGUGCAAUUGCAGCAGUAAGGAGUUUUUUCCCGUGCCUCCUUUUACCCCGAAACUUCUGUCCCAAUCAAUCAAACUUUCGUGAACUUAUCCUUGGCAGAAAGACAGCCAGUCAGUGCCUCCCGGUGCCCAAGUAGGACACGGCACGGAUACACACGGGUGUUUGUGUUGUGCAUUACAUCACAGUACGCCGGAGUGCACACACCACCAGCCCAGCAAGACAGCAUGGCGGACUGGCCCAGCCCGAGGGUGGCCCAGGGUGGCCUGUUUCAUACGCCCAAAGCACGCUACACGAAGGAAACUCAAGAUUUGAUAAAAGUUUUGAUGGAAGAAGCAAAAUUGACGAUUCUGCAGCGCAACAAAAUUAACUACCAUCUGCGAAAUGGCGAACCAUUGCCGGUGCCGAAGGAGCCGAAGUUUGAGCAGGAGUACAGUAACUUUCUCCCGAUGGCCAUACCGCGGAAAAACAUUAAGAAACGUUCACUGAACACCAUCAUCGAGAGCGGUGCGUUCGAUGUGGAAAAGUACGUGCCGCACAAAUCGAAGGAACCGAUCGAAAAGCUGAAGCUCAAGCUGCAGGAACAGAUGAGCGGUAUAAAGAUCUUUCCGGACGAUGGCCGCCGUCGGCGGGUGGUGCGUAGUAAGAGUGAAGGUUGCAUGGACUUCGUACCGCCCGAUCGGGCAAGUGAAUUGCUCGAGGAAAUCAACGAACGCGUUCAGUGGCUGGAAGAGAUGGAGGCACUGGGCGAGGGGAAGAAGCAUCGCGCCACUAUCCAGCUGCAGAUUGCGGAGAAGCUCAACGAACUCAAGCGACUUGAUCGGGCCAAAUCGCAGGAAAACGAAAUUUAACUUCUGUAUACACUUUUAGCGCACGUUGUUUGCAGUUUAAAUUCACCUUCUCUUUUAUAUUAAAUUCAUUACACGCUUAAUUCUACAGCAAAAUUACACUGUCCAUCUUCUUCGUUUUGCCAGCUCUGUGGGUGUGUGUGUGUGGCGGAUCUCAAACGCGUGGGAGAAAAACAAAACACAUAGUUCGGUGUUUGACGGUGAUUUGGAUCCGGCCUCGCACGAAAGUAAGGAAGUAGGGAACGGAAGCAAUGCAA